This is a messenger RNA of Closterium sp. Yama58-4, 1297 nucleotides long. The record is from the annotation of a GenBank genome assembly. NCBI's taxonomy places the organism in Eukaryota, Viridiplantae, Streptophyta, Zygnematophyceae, Desmidiales, Closteriaceae.
GGGCCUUCAAGCCAACACAUUCUCGGGAUCCAUCCCUCCCUCUAUUGCCUUGCUGAGCGAUGUGGAUACACUCGACCUGAGCGGCAACCAAUUUUCUGGUCCCAUCCCUAACGAGAUAGGUGACCUGUUGGCCCUCACCAGACUUGAUCUUUCGGGCAACAAGCUUUCGGGCAACAUCCCUUCAACCUUGGAAGGACUCAACCUAUUAAAAUCCCUCUAUCUGCACUCCAACAAGCUGUCAGGGACAGUGCCCUCCUUCCUAACGGGACUUACAGCACUCACAAGCUUGGCUCUUGACAACAACCGCCUUACUGGACCGAUUCCGUCAAACAUAAGCUUCCUCACGGACCUGGCAGUCCUCUCCUUGUCUCGCAACCAGCUCUCUGGGCGAAUCCCUGAGUCCAUCACCAAUCUCACCAGCUUAUCUGUCAUUGAUCUCCAGCGUAACCUCCUGGAAGGAACAAUUAAUGAGACCAUCGGGAGCCUUUCUCAGCUGGUUUAUCUGUCGCUGGCCUCCAACCAGCUGUACGGCCGCAUUCCUGGGAGCUUCACCAAGCUCACACAGCUCACAUUCCUAGACCUCUCCAACAACAACCUCGCGGGCCCAAUGGAGUUGCCAGCCAUCAGCACUCUGCGUGUCUCCAACAACUUCUUCUCCGGCCCUCUGCCUGAGGGGGCAUGCCAGGCUCGCAACUUCGAUGCCAAUUGCUUCACUCUGCCUCCUGGCUGUGCUAAGGUGGUGCAGCGGCAGGAAGCUGAAUGCAACUCGUUCUGCGGUACCUCCUCUGCUGCACCUUCGUCCUCCGCUCGUGCAAGGGCCGCUGCUGGUCGUGCAGGUGGCGCUGCUGCGUCUACUACUGCUGCUUGCGGUGGUAACGGGAUCUGCGUCCCCAACCGGGCCAGCAUGAUCCCGAGCUGUUCUUGCGACGAGGGGUUCGUAAAGCUUGCGAGCGAUACCUGUGUUGCCAAAGGGGAUAUUGGAAGCUCUACAGUCAACCAACCCAUUCUCCCUCAAGCAACCGCGAUUACCAAGGGGACACAAAAGGAGAAUAAGGGCGCCUUCACUGCAGCUCCUGUGCCUCUGUUUCUGUAUGAGGCAGGGUCGACAGCGACAGGGUGUGGAACGCAGCUGGCCUUCAAGGCCAAUUUCACCUUCUCCAUGUCGACUGGAACCUUCCGUGGGGGGAACAAUGGGCUUGCCUUUGUCGUCUCGGCAACGGACCAAGUGGGGACUGGGGCUGGUGUGGGGUAUGAUGGAAUGGACGAGCGGAGCAUAGCGGCCAGGAGACUUCCGUAG